This is a messenger RNA of Thamnophis sirtalis, 1111 nucleotides long. The record is from RefSeq and is a predicted model, not a curated record. NCBI's taxonomy places the organism in Eukaryota, Metazoa, Chordata, Lepidosauria, Squamata, Natricidae.
AUGAAUCCUGAAGAUUUUAUCCGGUAUGUUGGUGCUGAUAAUAGGAUUGUAGACCCCAUCAUGGAAGAUCCCUGUGGUUUGAAUCGUUCCAGAAUAAGCUUUUGUGUAUACACAAUUCUGGGAGUUAUAAAACGAGCUCGUUGGCCCACUUCCUUGGAAGAGGCAAAAGCUGGAGGAUUUGUGGUGGGAUAUACACCUAAUGGCAAUCCAAUCUACCGUAACCCCUGCUCAGUGCAGAUCCUGAAACUUUUUGACAACUUGCUUGCUCUGAUAAGGACCCACAACAAUUUGUAUAUGCCAGAGAUGGUGGCUAAAUUGGGAGAUACCUUUGCAAAGGCCUUUGAUAUGCUGGAAGUGGAGAAGAAUGCCAUCCUUGGUCUCCCCCAGCCUUUGCUGGAACUUUAUGAUUCUCCUGUUUACAAAACAGUCUUAGAAAGGAUGCAGGGGUUCUUCUGUACACUCUAUGACAACUGUUUCCACAUUCUGGGUAGUGCUGGCUCAUCCAUGCAGCAAGAUUUCUAUGUUGUUGAGGGUCUAGCAGCUGAGCUCCUCAACUCAGCCUUCAUCAAUCUGGACAAUAUUCCUGACUACAGACUCCGCCCUAUGCUUCGUGUUUUUGUGAAACCUUUGGUUGUCUCCUGCCCACCUGAACACUAUGAAUCUUUGAUCUGCCCUAUACUUGGACCUCUGUUCACCUACCUACAUAUGAGGCUGUCUCAGAAAUGGCAAGUUAUCAAUCAGCGGAGUUUGGUAUGUGAUGAAGAUGCAGUAGAUGACAAUCCAGAAUCUCAAGAGAUGUUGGAAGAGCAGCUUGUUAGACUGCUCACCCGAGAAGUUAUGGAUCUAAUUGGUGGGUGAAAUGAGUAAUAUAUGGAUACAUCUCCUUAAUUGGGGGGAAUGCUAUUCGCAGUUUUUACAGGAAUUUAGAUAUUACAAUACUUGACAACUACCAGAUUAUCUAAGUAUUCGCUAUUUUUCUUUUAUUUUCAAAAAUGCUCUUGCUCAUCUCAUCAAGAUGUUCCUUAAUUAAUGGAAGACAUCUUGGAAGACAGCGUUUAUAUCUUUGAUACCCAAAGAAGAUCAAGAUACUACUCAACCCAAAAAUUAUAGA